This is a messenger RNA of Indicator indicator, 810 nucleotides long. RefSeq names its product insulin like growth factor binding protein 5 (gene IGFBP5). Gene Ontology annotation, cellular component: extracellular region. The record is from RefSeq and is a predicted model, not a curated record. The transcript has 4 exons. Lineage: Eukaryota; Metazoa; Chordata; Aves; Piciformes; Indicatoridae. Gene Ontology annotation, molecular function: insulin-like growth factor II binding; insulin-like growth factor I binding; fibronectin binding. Gene Ontology annotation, biological process: regulation of insulin-like growth factor receptor signaling pathway. The coding region runs from base 1 to 810 and encodes 269 amino acids.
AUGCUGCUGCGGCUACUGGUGCUGCUGGGCGCCUGCCCGGGGCUGUCGCGGUGCCUGGGCUCCUUCGUGCAGUGCGAGCCCUGCGACGGCAAAGCGCUGUCGCUCUGCCCGCCGCCGCCGCUGGGCUGCGAGCUGGUGAAGGAGCCGGGCUGUGGCUGCUGCCUGACCUGCGCCCUGCCCGCCGGGCAGCCCUGCGGCGUCUAUACCGAGCGCUGCGCCCGCGGGCUGCGCUGCCUCCCGCGCCAGGGCGAGGAAAAGCCGCUGCACGCCCUGCUCCACGGCACCGCCGUCUGCCUCAGCGAGAAGAGCUACCGCGAGCAAGCCAAGGCCGAACGGGAGUCCCGAGAGCAUGAAGAGCCAACCACGUCGGAGAUGACAGAGGAGACCUACCCACCUAAGGCUUACCGACCCAAGCACGGGCGCCUCUCCGAGCUGAAGGCGGAGGCCCUGAAGAAGGACCGCCGGAAGAAGCUGACCCUGGCCAAAUUUGUGGGCAUAGCGGAGAACACGGCGCACCCCCGCGUCGUCAUCCCCGAGCUCCGGCAAGAGUUUGAGCUGGGCCCCUGCCGCAGGCACAUGGAGGCAUCCCUGCAGGAGCUCAAGAGCAGCCAGCGGAUGGUCCCCCGUGCCGUCCACCUCCCCAACUGCGACCGAAAGGGCUUCUACAAGAGGAAGCAGUGCAAGCCCUCCCGAGGCCGGAAGCGUGGGUUAUGUUGGUGUGUGGACAAAUACGGCAUGAAGCUGCCAGGGACUGACUACCUGAGUGGAGACCUGCAGUGCCACGCAUUUGACAGCAGCAAUGUGGAGUGA